UUGGAUAUACUACAGUGUGUAUACACUUACGCGUUUCAGGCUAGGUGGAGUCGCGUAUUGUGUGUGUUCAUUUUUCAUUUCCAUAAAGCAUAUUCAUCUUUGGGCGAAUCACAAUAGAAUAUGACGAUGACCUCAUCAAAACUUUUCAGCCACUGAAUCAAGUUCGCAUACCUCCCAAUCACACAGGCAUACAGGGCGGAGAGGCGCAUAUAAUUUACAGAACACGUACAGAGGUAAAAAGUUGACACCCAAAUGUAACGAGCGCGGUGGUUCUGUACGUGUUUUGUAGCUUUCGGGAAACCAUUUCGAGGAGAAAUUAAGAGGGUAUUUCGUGGCGUCUUUUUGCAAGAAAAAUGGCGCUUACUCCGUAUCACUGCUACUGUUGCCUAUCCCAUCGUAAAGGUGGGAUGCUGGGCGCCAUCAUUACUCUGAUUAUUUCUGCUGCCAGUGCAGCUUACUAUGUCUGGGUUCUGCUCGAUAUGUACACACGAUCCAAUGAGUUCACAAACCAGAGCUAUUUCACAGCGGUCUUGGUUCUACAUUACUUCCUGAUUGCCAUAACUGGAAUUAUCUUCCCUCUUCUCACCCUGAUCCUCUUCGCGGGGGCCUACUGGUACUAUUCGAUUCCAGUUGCAUUCUUUUCGGUUAUGACAUCGUUUGGAUCUAUUCUGGAGCUCGGAGCCAUUGUUUUCUUCGCUGCAACAUUCAACAGCACCUACGUGACGUCGGGUGGACUUGAGGAUGAACCCCUCAUCCUGGCAGAGAUUAUCUGGUUUUGCUUCCGGUUCAUCUACAUGCUUCAUCUGAUCUUCGCAUCAUGGGCCCUAUACCAAGAGAACAGCUCAGGAAACCAACAAAAGAGCUCAACCUUCUAAAUCAGUCAAGAAGCUUUGACUAGACCUGGGAAUAGGAUGAAGUGCUCAUUGUUUGUUAAACGUAAAGCUUA
Molecule: messenger RNA, 946 nt
Organism: Lytechinus variegatus (green sea urchin)
Lineage: Eukaryota; Metazoa; Echinodermata; Echinoidea; Temnopleuroida; Toxopneustidae
Exons: 6
Coding region: 354-875 (173 amino acids)
Source: RefSeq, a predicted model, not a curated record